AAACAGUACACAGACAGCUCCUUCUGAAACUCCAAACCUUCUUCCCUUUGAUUUCUCCGCCUCAACUAUCCGCCUCCAACCCUACUCCAGCACUAGUAAGUCACCGUUUUCGAUCUCUGGGCCCUUUAUAAUCCUUUUCAAACUCUUGGUUUCCAGUUCAUUGCUUGAAUUCUCGCAAUGCUGAUCACUUGAUACCUGUUUUUGUUUUUCUGCUCUUCCGCUUCAGAGCCCAGAACUGAAGAUACUUUCAGGAUUUAAAUUGGUGGACUGUUGGGGCCAUAUAGCUGUCCAAAUAUGAGUGCCUAUAUUGUUGGUGUCCUUGUUCCCCUCGUUGUUACUCUUCUACUUAGGAAUGCAAAGAAUUCAAAGAAAAGGGGGUUGCUCGCUGAUGUUGGUGGAGAACCUGGGUAUGCUAUCCGGAACCGUCGGUUCACUUCCCCAGUGCAAACAGCAUGGGAAGGUAUCUCAACUCUUGCAGAACUUUUUGAGCAUUCAUGCGAGCAGUACCGAGAUAAGUACUUACUUGGAACUAGGGAGUUGAUUUCAAGAGAGGUUGAAGUCACUGAAGAAGGAAGGUCCUUCGAGAAGCUUCAUUUGGGAGACUACGAGUGGCUAACCUAUGGUAGAGCAUUUGAAGCUGUGUGCAACUUUGCGUCUGGUUUAGCUCAACUUGGGCACAGGAAGGAAGAACGUGCAGCAAUCUUUGCUGACACAAGAGAAGAAUGGUUCAUUGCAUUGCAGGGUUGCUUUAGGCUCAAUGUCACUGUUGUGACUAUCUAUGCAUCUUUGGGGGAGGAGGCUUUAUGUCAUUCAUUAAAUGAGACAGAGGUUACUACUGUGAUAUGUGGAUGCAAAGAACUAAAGAAACUCAUAGAGAUAAGUGAACAACUUGACACGGUUAAACGUGUGAUAUGUAUGGAUGAUGAGAUCCCCUCUAAUGCCUCAUACGUUGAGAAGAGCAAAAGCUGGACAAUUACCUCAUUUGUAGAUGUGGAAAGUCUUGGCAGAGAAAAUCCUGUUGAUGCCGACUUACCACUUCCAGCCGAUAUUGCAGUUAUAAUGUACACAAGUGGGAGUACUGGAUUGCCUAAGGGUGUAAUGAUGACACAUGCCAAUGUCCUAGCUACAGUUUCUGCCGUCAUGACAAUUGUUCCUGGCCUUGGAAGCAAGGAUAUUUACAUGGCAUACCUACCCAUGGCUCAUAUCCUUGAAUUAGCUGCUGAGAAUGUGAUUGCUGCUGUUGGAAGUGCUAUAGGAUAUGGAUCACCUUUGACGCUUACGGAUACAUCAACCAAGAUAAAAAAAGGAACAAAGGGGGAUGCCACUGUGCUGUUGCCAACUUUAAUGACAGCUGUCCCAGCAAUUCUUGACCGCGUUCGUGAUGGGGUACUCAAGAAGGUAAAUGCAAAGGGUGGAUUAGCAAAGAAGUUGUUUGACUUGGCAUAUGCUCGUAGGUUGUCUGCGGUUAAUGGUAGUUGGUUUGGGGCUUUUGGCCUCGAAAAGGCCGUUUGGGAUUUUCUUGUGUUUAGAAAGGUCAGAGCAAUUCUGGGAGGUCGCAUCCGCUUUGUGCUGUCUGGAGGUGCUCCUCUCUCCGGUGAUACUCAGAGAUUCAUCAACAUUUGUCUUGGUGCUCCAAUAGGUCAAGGUUAUGGUCUUACUGAGACUUCUGCUGGUGCGACAUUUUCUGAGGUCGAUGAUACAUCUGUUGGUCGUGUUGGAGCUCCACUUCCUUGCUCAUUCAUUAAGUUAAUUGAUUGGCCUGAAGGUGGAUAUCUAACCAGUGAUUCACCAAUGCCUCGUGGGGAGAUAGUGGUUGGUGGUCCAAAUGUUACAGUUGGAUAUUUCAAAAAUGUAGAAAAAACAAAAGAAUUAUACAAGGUCGAUGAGAGAGGAAUGAGAUGGUACUAUACAGGUGACAUAGGGCAGUUUCAUGCUGAUGGUUGCCUUGAGAUAAUUGAUCGCAAAAAAGACAUAGUCAAACUUCAGCAUGGGGAGUAUGUCUCCCUAGGCAAGGUUGAAGCCGCUCUUCUUGUUAGCCCCUUUGUCGACAAUAUCAUGUUGCAUGCUGAUCCCUUUCAUAGUUACUGUGUGGCUCUGGUGGUAGCUUCUCAGCAUAUGGUGGAAGAUUGGGCUUCCAAGCAAGGAAUUCCUUUUACUGACUUUGCAGACUUGUGUGAGAAGGCCGAAACGAAGAAGGAACUUCUUGCAUCAAUCCAAAAGUUUCAAAAGGUAGUCCCUAGCAAAAUCUGAAGAUCGUGGAUGUGUUACCACAGAUGAAUUGAACAGAAUCACAUACAGCAGGUUACUUUGUAUCCAGUCACGCUUUCAAAUAUAUCUUAAACUUUGUGCUUGGAAAAAAGGAAGGAACAAUGUAGACAAUACAAAUGUGAGCAGCAGGUUACUGUGAAAGUAGGGGAAAGAGGCAAGGAGCUACCAUCCAAAAACAAGGGAAAUUCUCGAUUGCAAUGGGGUUGUCUUGCAUGUUCUGACAAGGCAAGCUUUGUAUUCAUGUAGUUGGUGCAAGUGUUUUCUUCUUUCUUUUCCGUUUCAAAUCGAUGAGCCUACCACCAGCAGCCUUGGCAAAAUCCUUGCAAGAGCAAUCUACUCUUCCUCCUUAGAUGUGUUGCACGUUUUUAAUGACUUCAUAAAUCAAUCACAUUCCAUUGAUGUGAUUGAAGAUAGUAAAAGAAUAAUAAUAUUUUUCUUUCCAUA
This is a messenger RNA of Juglans regia (Persian walnut), 2712 nucleotides long. RefSeq names its product long chain acyl-CoA synthetase 9, chloroplastic-like. The record is from RefSeq and is a predicted model, not a curated record. Gene Ontology annotation, molecular function: long-chain fatty acid-CoA ligase activity. NCBI's taxonomy places the organism in Eukaryota, Viridiplantae, Streptophyta, Magnoliopsida, Fagales, Juglandaceae. Bases 295 to 2250 code for a protein of 651 amino acids. The transcript has 12 exons. Gene Ontology annotation, cellular component: membrane; endoplasmic reticulum.